AGAGAUAAGGUGCAAUGGAGCCCGAUAUCGAUUACAUGUAUAACCAAGCAACGCGAAUCUUAUGUUCUGUUUAUUAUUCAAAUAAAUCUUUAUUCAUUCAGCAGGUUCAGUUUGGACGAAUUCCUUAAUUCUGAGUGGGAAUAAUCACUAGUCAUUAUCUCGAAAAAAUGGCCUCAAAUCUCUCUGAGACUCGACUUUCUACUCGUGGAACAAUACAAGUUCACCGUAUACGCUUGGUAACAAGAGGUUGACUGUUCAUGUGAAAUCGAUCGAGGGUCUAUUGUGAAACUAUAUAUAUAUUGCGAUUAGGCCUAUAUUAUACUGUUCAUCAUGUUCAUGAUAUUAGUGUCAUAUAGAACUCUUGACUAGUUUGGUAUAGUUCGAUGGAAGCGAUGGAGCAUAAUCUUCCUAACAACUGGAGUUCGAAGCUCGUCAGGAUAGAGGAGUUUCAGUUCUGAUAUGUGGGCCCGAUAUCAACGAUAUAUUCUCUGUCUUCCGUCAUCGUUAAUAAAAGAAAGCUUUGAUCUUAUUUUUAAAUCAUGGAAAUAAAUCUUGACCAAAACCAGAAGCGAAUUGAAUAGAAGUAAACCGAAUAUAUUGGAUUUAGUUCGACGAUGACUUCAUGACACCUCUUUUUCUUCUUCUUCUGGCAUAAAAGCCCACAGUCCUACAGACGUAUCUUCUGAACUGCUGAAUAUAACAAUUUACAAUUUAGUGGACAACAAAUUCUCGGUGGGCAUAUCGUUCUAUUGAUGGAGUGAUCUGACUUUGGAUUUUUAUUUUUAAUAAACCACAAAGACUGUUGACAAAGAUGGAUGUGAACAGUUUAUUUUAUAGCAAUUAGCGCCACUCGGAGGGGGAAAGCUGACCGCCAAAAUGUCUCGAAAGAAGCGCCAAGUCUCCAUGAACCCAUCCCGCGCCCUCCAAGCCUUGCGGUGCAUCAAGGACAUCCAGCCCGACGAUCUAGGGGACCUUGGAUUCAUCCUCUCGUCAGAGACGAGUCCUUUGGUGCGUUGUCACAACCAUUCCUUCACCGUCGCUAUGCAGAAACAGAUGGAUAUCUAUUACCGACAUCACGUGACCACGAUGCGUAAACUUUCUCACGGUCAACAGUCGGAGUACCGAAAUCUGAUCAAAGUCAAGAACGAGAAACGAAGGAUGUACCGUUUGGGCAUGCUGCGACACCGGGAGGAGGCGGAGUUCGAUUCCCGAAUUCAGACGGAAAGAGAUCGCAACGAAGCCGAAAUCAAAUUAUUGAACCUUAAGUUAGAAGAUUACGGCACCGCCCUUGAAGAUGAAAUCGAUAUGCAUAGAAAAGAAGCCGAAAGAAGUGGAUGGUUACGUAUCAGAAGACGGGAUCCGACGAACUCAAGCGGUCUCCUCCCAACGAUCCAAGACAUCAAUGAUGACGCUGAUGAUGAUGAUGAUGACCCGCAACCAGAUGUGCCGAAAUCCGAUUUGGCCAGUGAUCAGGAAUAUCCGUCGGGUACCCUCAUCGCCGGCGACGAUGGUGGCGACCACGGCGAACAGUUCACAUCAACAAGCAACCGUGUCCUUAGUACUGAUGAUGCGAACUUAUUAAGCUCCAACAUCACACCUGAUGACAACAACUCACAAGAUGCGUUGCGGACAACCGAUCGACUACAUCACGCGUUGAACGACCAGAAUGGGCGAGGCGCUACUGAAGUUAAAGCCCACGUUGAUGAUGAGCUUCGAUCCAGGACAGACAUUUCGGUUAGCCAUGUAGGUGGAAAGACUAACAAAUCACAGGAGAACAGAACUGAAAGUACCAAACAAAGCUGCGAUCUCCAGGGUAAGAUACUUCUACAGGGCUCAGGACAUCACCUCAAGGAGACGGACGAUUCUCAUAGCAAUUCAAAACCUUGUCGGACAAGCUCAACUGGGAUGGCCUCUCCAAACAUUGUAGCCAUACACCCAGUAACCGAUUUGGUGAAGAAGGGACAGAGUAGACAAGGGGUGCCCAGGGUUCGACGCUCAAACGAGAGGACAGGUUCAAGCCACCGUGGUGAGCACGGUGAGAAGAAUGGCGUUGAGAUCAGAGAGAGGCAGGCGUGGGGUAUGACUAAACGCGUCCAAAAGCUGCCAAGUCUGGACCUUCAGCCAAUUGAUCAAGUCAUUCGAUACCAGCGCCAUGAAGCGGGCAGAGAUCUUGUGGGGACCGUUAUUGCUGUGAAACCGUCGGCUGAGAAGUUUCCUUUGCCCUCGAAGAGGUCCAAUUAUCAGAGGAGGAAGGCGCUACAGUGGCAUGUCGAGCAAGCACCAGAACUGCAUAAGAAGAUUCAUGAGUUUCUUACAAAAUGCGACGCAGUGCCUCGACCUGCAUCCAGCCUUCACUCCCGCCCAGUCUUUCUCUUCUCCCGUCACAUCCCCAACGUAUCAACAAUUGCGACGUCGACUGCGACCACGGACACGGUUCAACGAACGAAAGAGAAGACGAUAAACAGUAAUGAUAAUGAUGAUGAUCUCGUGACUUUAUCCAAUGAAAGAGCGCCAUCUACGAUACAUGGUCACAGUGUCGCGAUCACAAUCAUGACAAUGGAGAUGAUGAAUAGGAAACGCGGAGUGGUAACUCUUCAUAAAUGAUGCUUUUAUUCAUUUGCAGCCAACAAAAGAGUGCUUUUGAAUAGUGUGAGAAUGAUUGCACAAAAAAGUUUAAUAUUGAUUUCCAUGCCAGACAUCCCCCAUAAUAAAGAAAACUACUACAAGAAAUUUGGGAAUUUAAGUUCAUUAUCAAAUGUUUGAAAGCAUGUGUGGUGUGAACUUGUAAUGUAGCUUGAGGUAUUUCUUUUAAUGUAUGGCUUGUUGAAUGUUGUUAUUGGCGAUGUGUUCAUAAAAAAAUAGAUCUUGUUUUACAUUAUUUUGUUUAUCAAAUUAUUUUAAUAAUUUAAUAAUUAUUUGUAAAUAUUUGGAAAUUAACUUACUUUGUGUAAUAUACAUUUCUGAAAUAAGAGUAUAGCCUAAAAUUGUUUUUCGCAACGAAAUAGCUAGCUAUGUAAAUUAUUUUAUUUUAUAAUGUCACCACUUAGUUGCAAUGCAUUUAUAUUUGCGCCCUCUAUCUACAUUAACUAUAUAGGUAAAACGAAAAUGGAAAACGCGACAAUUUCAUGUCCUUCGUAGACUGGAUAUUAAUUAAUGUUAUUUCCCUUUUUUAAUUAGGAAUUUCUGUUGGGAAUAAGAUAUGCUUCACUGAAUUCAUACUUUUUAUUUUUCAAAUUCAAAUCAGAACAGUUUUAUUUUUCGAUUUUAUUUUCACGUAAAUAUCUAACUCCACGACCAGCUCUGUGAAACAACCCCAUGCUGCAGAAUACUUUGAAAAAUGCACUGUUUUUCAUACUUAAAAGGCAAACUUUAUUAUGAUACUCUUAUUAUAUAUAGAGCAUUAUAUUCCUUUUGUUUAAUGUAUGUAUUUUAUGUUUAUGUAUUGUUUUUACCUGGGAAUCAGUUUUGAUGGUGGAGCUUUCGGAGGGAAUAAAGAAAACGAGAAGGAUAUGCCUUUGGGAUCCAUCUACAUACCCCCCCCCCCCACUACCCAACAGCCGCAUUCCUUCAUCGAACUCCUUUAUCCUCCAUUAAUCUUCCUGUAAAUACACAAUACAUAUAUUUUGGGCCGAAUUAACGUAAAGAGAGACAUUUCAUAUUCAUUAUUGAUUGUAAUUUCUGCAGGUGUUUGCUACACCUCCUUGAAAGUUAAGUUCAAGAUAAAUAUAUUCCUUUUCUUUACUGAACUAAAUUACAUUAGAUUUGGUGAAAGACUGUUAUCUCCUGGAAAUUCACCUCUUGUAAAACGUUCCAUAUAUCCAUAGUAAAAGUUUAAUGGAC
Messenger RNA from Lytechinus pictus (painted urchin), 3840 nucleotides. RefSeq lists its product as uncharacterized. NCBI's taxonomy places the organism in Eukaryota, Metazoa, Echinodermata, Echinoidea, Temnopleuroida, Toxopneustidae. The record is from RefSeq and is a predicted model, not a curated record. The transcript has 5 exons. The coding region runs from base 877 to 2604 and encodes 575 amino acids.